AAAGGAAGCAGUUGCUGAAUUCAUCGUUUAUUUGACUGUCAUAUUCGAGUUCUCUAUACGUUUUGGCAAAAGUAGAGGUUUUUAAACAUUCUUUGAAAUUCCAUUUGAAGCCAAACUGUUUCAAGGCACAGAUCUCUCUGAUCGAAGUUCCUUCUCUCUUCGGCAACUGCACUUGCUGUGAAUGCACCGGCUGUCAGCUGGAUUUCACAGCACACACGGUUACACACUUUGUUUUAUCGAGGCCUUAAGCGUUAGGGGGUUCUUUUGCUCACCAGAUGGGAGACACGUUGGGCACUAUGUUUGACAUGUAUGCCUAAGAAAGAACUCCCUCAUGGAUCAUGGCGUUGAUGUUUACAGGACCUGUCUUACUUUUAGCAUUAGUGAUGUUUGGUCUGUCUACUCUUGAGGAAUCUGUGAGCAAUUACUCUGAGUGGGCAGUUUUUGCAAAUGAGAUAGAUGAGUUUAAGACGCAGAGAGUGCACGAUUUGAGACCCAGCCAAAAGCUGAAGAAAAGUGUGCUUCAUCCCAGUCUUUAUUUUGAUGCUGGAGAAAUCCAGGCAAUGAGACAGAAAGCUCGUACAAGCCAUUUGCAUCUCUUUAGAGCGAUCAGAAGUGCAGUGACAGCGAUGCUGUCCAAUCCCACUUACUACCUACCUCCACCCAAGCAUGCUGAUUUUGCUGCCAAGUGGAAUGAAAUUUAUGGCAACAAUCUGCCUCCAUUAGCACUGUACUGUUUAUUAUGCCCAGAAGACAAAGUUGCCUUUGAAUUUGCCUUGGAAUAUAUGGACAGAAUGGUUGGCUACAAAGACUGGCUGGUAGAGAAUGCACCAGGGGAUGAAGUUCCAAUUGGCCAUUCUUUAACGGGCUUUGCCACUGCCUUUGACUUUUUAUAUACCUUACUAGAUAAUCAUCGGAGACAAAAAUACUUGGAAAAAAUAUGGGUUAUAACUGAGGAAAUGUAUGAGUAUUCUAAGGUCCGCUCAUGGGGCAAACAACUUCUUCAUAACCACCAAGCUACUAAUAUGAUAGCGUUACUCACUGGGGCCCUGGUAACUGGGGCAGAUAAAGGAUCCAAAGCAAACAUCUGGAAGCAAAUUGUAGUGGACGUAAUGGAGAAGACAAUGUUCCUAUUAAAUCAUGUUGUCGAUGGGUCUCUGGAUGAAGGGGUGGCCUAUGGCAGCUACACGUCUAAGUCAGUCACACAGUACGUUUUUCUUGCCCAGCGCCAUUUUAAUAUCAACAACUUGGAUAAUAACUGGUUAAAGAUGCACUUUUGGUUCUAUUACGCCACCCUUUUGCCAGGCUUCCAGAGAACUGUAGGUAUAGCAGAUUCUAAUUAUAAUUGGUUUUACGGUCCAGAAAGCCAGUUGGUUUUUUUAGAUAAGUUCAUCUUAAAGAACGGAGCGGGGAACUGGCUAGCUCAGCAGAUUCGAAAGCACCGGCCUAAAGAUGGACCCAUGGUCCCCUCCACAGCCCAGCGAUGGAGUACUCUUCACACUGAGUACAUUUGGUAUGACCCCCAGCUAACACCGCAGCCCCCUACUGAAUAUGGUACUGCAAAAAUGCACACAUUUCCCAACUGGGGCGUUGUGACUUACGGGGCCGGGUUGCCAAAUACGCAGACCAACACGUUUGUCUCUUUUAAAUCCGGGAAGCUGGGAGGGCGCGCUGUAUACGAC
Molecule: messenger RNA, 1679 nt
Organism: Elephantulus edwardii (Cape elephant shrew)
Lineage: Eukaryota; Metazoa; Chordata; Mammalia; Macroscelidea; Macroscelididae
Product: dermatan-sulfate epimerase-like protein-like
Exons: 1
Molecular function (GO): chondroitin-glucuronate 5-epimerase activity
Source: RefSeq, a predicted model, not a curated record